Messenger RNA from Hevea brasiliensis (rubber tree), 2198 nucleotides. RefSeq names its product transcription factor TCP4. Gene Ontology annotation, biological process: regulation of secondary shoot formation. Gene Ontology annotation, cellular component: nucleus. Bases 855 to 1898 code for a protein of 347 amino acids. NCBI's taxonomy places the organism in Eukaryota, Viridiplantae, Streptophyta, Magnoliopsida, Malpighiales, Euphorbiaceae. The record is from RefSeq and is a predicted model, not a curated record. The transcript has 4 exons. Gene Ontology annotation, molecular function: sequence-specific DNA binding; DNA-binding transcription factor activity.
ACUCAUCACCAACAGUUCUAAUUAAGAUUUAAGAAUCAUAAUUUUCCUUUUGAGAAAGAAAAAGAAAAAAAGAGUAGUAACUGAGAGAGAGAAGAAUAGAGUUGAGUUUUAAGGAGAGGUAACUAGAUAAAGUUGGGGUUACUGUUACAUUUGUUUCUUGUUGGGCUAAGAUAACAAAAUAUCUUUAAUAUCCUCUGAUCAAACUCUGCUACCCUUUGCAAAGGCAUCAAGCGGCUCUCUAUGAGUAAAGUUAGGAUAUUUCUUCCUCUCAUAUUUACAGCUUCAAAACCUUUCCCUUUACCUUUCACCUUGUUUGAAGUAGUGGGUGCUUAGGCUUAUCGAGACAGCAUGUUGAAAGCAUUCAAGAAGACCGUUGAGGAGCGAAUUUUCACAGUUGUUAUGUCAAAGGCAAAGCAUGUUUAACGGCAAUGGCAGGGUUGCAGGGGUUUUUGGGAUUAGCAAUUGCAGGAGUAUCAGCUUUAAGGUUUUGUGACAGCAGCAGAUGAUCGAAGAGCAUCAAGAAAUAGCAAAAACCAGCACCAAAGAGUAAGAGGAAAGCAAAAGAAGUGAGCUUUGAAGAACAUCAAGAACUUCAAGAAAAGCGAAAUCUGGAUUUCCAGAAAUAUCAACUGCACCCACAGAAUCCUACCUACCAAAUUAUACAUCCUAGUUCACAAGAAAAUCAAGAACAAAACCUAGACACACAACAAACCCUUUACCAACAUCCUCAGCUUCUCCAAAACCAGCAGCAAUAUGUGGAGGUGAUACGUUCCAGCCGAGCAGCAGAAGUAGCUCCCGGCAGACGAACUUCAGACCAGACUAUAGAAUAUGCAAAAUCUAGACAAGGAACAGGAAUGAAACGAGCUGAAGGAGAAAUUGUUCAAGUCCAAGGAGGCCACAUUGUUAGGUCUACUGGCCGUAAAGAUCGACACAGCAAGGUUUACACCGCUAAAGGUCCUAGGGACCGCAGGGUUCGGCUAUCUGCCCAUACUGCAAUACAAUUCUAUGAUGUUCAAGACCGGUUAGGCUAUGACCGACCAAGCAAAGCUGUUGAUUGGCUCAUUAAGAAGGCUAAGUCUGCAAUUGACAAGCUUGCUGAGCUUCCACCAUGGCACCCAAUAGCUAAUAAUACUAAUGGAACCAUGGAGGCAGACCAGAAUGCUGGGUCUAGUGAAAUGGCAAUUGCAGAGCAAUCAGAGUCUUCUGGUUAUAGUUUUCAGCUCCAAAGACAAUUGGCCGAUAAUCCAAGUAAUGAUUCCUCCUUCAUUACACCUCCUAUAGACCCUGGUGCCAUUCCUGAUACCAUGAAAUCUUUGUUCCCCACAAGCUCCACAGCCUCAUCAAUGAACUUUCAGGGCUAUCCACCUGAUAUUAUCACAAGAACCACAAACCAUACUGAAGAUCUUGGCCUAUCCCUUCACUCUUUCCAAGACCAAGAUCUAAUUCAUGGGCAAUCACAGGCAGAUACAAGCCAUUCACCUUCAAAUGAUCAGAACCUUUUUGCAGGGUCAGCACCAGUGGGAUAUGAAGCUAAUUUCCAGAGAAUGAUGGCUUGGAGCAACAACACAAGUACUGAGAAUAGAACUGGUGGCGGUUUUGCAUUCAAUCCACCACAAAUGCCACCACAACAAGCAUUGCUAGGCCAAGACUCAGCAUUCUCUCAGAGGGGACCCCUUCAGUCCAGUUUUGCACAAUCUAUUCGUGCUUGGAAUGAUCUUACUAUGGCAUCCUCAGACCACCAUAGAACACAGGAAAUUCAUCAGUCUUUUAUUUUUGGUAGCAGGUUUGCAUCGGAGGGAUUGCCAGGUUUUAGCAUUCCAGCACGAAUUCAAGGGGAGGAAGAGCAAAGUGUUGUUUCAGAUAGGCCAUCCUCUUCUUCUCCUAAUUCUCAGCAUUGAUUAAAGAACUCCACUUAUCUACGAGAAUCACAACCAGCCAUGGUCCAUGGAUGAUGAUCAAACUGAAGAUGAAGUAUCAGAGAUACCACUCAAUUCAAUUAUGUACCACCACCUGUGGGAAGAAACUAUCUGGUUGGAUUCAACAUUUUUUUUCCUAUGUUCCUUUAUAUAUGUUUAACGGAUUCUGUACUUGUUCUAUAUAGAGCUUAUUGAAUGGGCUUUUUUGCCUCUACUUUGAUAUGUGUUUGACUAGUAUUGCUAGAAUUGGAUUCUGAUAUUAGAACUCUCUCUCUUUGUUUU